This is a messenger RNA of Periophthalmus magnuspinnatus, 3580 nucleotides long. It is a transcript of the gene klhdc3, whose product is annotated as kelch domain containing 3. The coding region runs from base 180 to 1328 and encodes 382 amino acids. The record is from RefSeq and is a predicted model, not a curated record. Gene Ontology annotation, cellular component: cytoplasm. Lineage: Eukaryota; Metazoa; Chordata; Actinopteri; Gobiiformes; Gobiidae. The transcript is spliced from 11 exons. Gene Ontology annotation, molecular function: protein binding; chromatin binding.
GGGAAACGGCAGCUCAGAUGUGGCAACCCUGUUGUAGCCCUGUCUGCCUAAACGCCAGUCAACUACAUCCACUGCUCAAGGCUAAAGGUUAUGAAGAAGGCUUGGCAGGCUUCUUGUGGCUGACCGAUGCUGAGUGAUGGUCUAAGGGCUGUGCUUCGCGGAGGCGUUUGGGGCCGGGGAUGUUGCGCUGGUCUGUGCAUCUUGAAGGAGGGCCCAGGAGAGUGAACCAUGCUGCAGUGGCUGUGGGGCACAAAGUAUACUCUUUUGGAGGUUACUGCUCCGGGGAGGACUAUGAGACACUCAGGCAGAUUGAUGUUCAUGUUUUUAACACAGUGUCUCUGCGUUGGAUGAAGUUGCCGCCGGUGCGCAGCGCGGGAAAUGAGCGUGUGCGUGAAGUACCGUACAUGCGCUACGGCCACACAGCAGUGCUGCUUGAUGACGCCAUCUACCUCUGGGGCGGGCGCAAUGACACAGAGGGGGCAUGCAACGUGCUCUACGCCUUUGAUGUCAAUACCCACCGAUGGUUCACCCCCAAGAUUUCGGGCACAGUCCCUGGAGCUCGGGAUGGCCACUCUGCCUGUGUACUGGGCAAAGCUAUGUAUAUAUUUGGAGGCUACGAGCAGCUGGCUGACUGCUUCUCCAAUGACAUCCACAAGCUGGACACUGUUACCAUGGUGUGGACUUUGAUCAAUGCCCGAGGCACUCCGGCACGGUGGAGAGACUUCCACUCAGCCACCAUCAUCGGGACAAAGAUGUUUGUAUUCGGGGGCAGAGCCGAUCGCUUUGGUCCUUUUCACUCCAAUAAUGAGAUAUACUGCAACAAGAUCAAAGUCUUCGACACAGACACCAACUGCUGGCUGAGUACACCCUCCACCCAGCCACUGCCCGACGGCCGGAGGAGCCACUCUGCCUUUACCUACAAAGGGGAUCUGUACAUCUUUGGAGGAUAUAACGCACGAUUGGACCGGCACUUCAAUGACCUCUGGAAAUUUAACCCAGAAGCCUUCACCUGGGAGAAAGUAGAGCCUAAAGGAAAAGGUCCCUGUCCGCGGAGACGACAGUGCUGCUGUAUGGUUGGAGAUCGGAUAAUCCUGUUUGGAGGAACCAGCCCCUGUCCAGAGCAAGGAAUGGGAGACGAAUUUAACCUCAUGGAUCACUCAGACCUGUACAUACUAGACUUCAGCCCUAAUCUGAAGACGUUAUGCAAAAUAGCUGUUAUCCAGUACAGUCUGGAGCAGUCGGGCCUCCCACACGACAUCAGGUGGGAACUGGCUGCCAUGACAACCAACAGUAACAUCAGCAGGCCCAUCUUCUCGUCUCACGGCUGAACCAGAACUACGCUGUCUUUUACAAUCAGCUGGUUUCCAUAGCGACUGUUUUCGGACAAGUCGGACCGGAUGUACUCAGUAUCUCCCACUGUUUUCAAACUCUUACAAAACCACUGACCAAAAACAAAUGCAAAGUGACUUCAUGGAACAUUUCUCGCGAUGAAGGAUGUCAGAAUCCUUUGGAACAGUGAGAAUAUAAUCAUCACUUUUCUGUCUGGCAAAGUUAACAAUCCAAUCAGCCUAUGGCAAUCGUCGACUACAAUCGUAAGCACAGGAAGAGGCGCAAACUCCAGCCAAAGGUCUUUCACAUCUCCCCUUAAAAAAUCAAUGUGAAUUUUACCAGAUGGAGAGAAGUACUGUUUAAGUUUGUAGGUCAUAAAACCACAUAAAGCUAGCUAACAUAUCUAUCUGCUAUUGCUAAAUAAGUUAUUGUUUUGGGACAAAUGAAGCUAACUUAUUUUGAAUGAAAGAAAUGGCAACAGAUGCGUUCGCUUGUGACGAGUACCAUCCAGCAUUAAUUUACACAAACAACUCUAAAAUGGUGUCUCUACUUUGCAAGGUAAUGCCAUAAAAGAAAUCCUACCUCCCUUUAACAAGAGUUGUGCUGAAUUCUGAAAAAAAAAAAAUUUGUAAGAUGUUUUAUUUCCCCUUGAAAAAAAAAAAAAAAAAAAAGCCUUUCCAGUUUUGAAUAUUGUGAUUCAAAUGCCACAUAUUUAUUUUACUUAUUUGUUCAGUGCCAAAUGUGGAAAGGCGUUCUAAUGCAAAUAUCCCUUUUACAAAUGGCCGACUUUCUGUAUCGUGUGGGGUCUUUCUUCACUUGUAUGCAUAAUUAAGACAAUCUUACAGACCUUGUUACCUUGUCAUUGUAUUGGAUUCUAUUUAUAACAUGUUUCUAAGGCUUCAAUGAGCAGAUGGGACAAUUAAGGGCUUUUUUCCUGUUAAUAUACUGUUAAAUACAGUUUUACAAUUUCAAUGUCAAAUAUGUAAAAAUGCACUGGAGAGAUGGUCCUGUCCGUCAGCUAUUUGAGUGGUACUAUCGUUUCUAUCAUCAUCCAUAUACUAUACAUUCAAGCAGGAACUCAAACUCAAGUAGCCACCUUUGUUUUGCGAAGUAUUUUUUCCAUGAAUUGACUUUUUGGUGUAGGGCUGGAAGAUAUGACUAUAGAAAUGAAAUUGUUUCCUUUGAAGAUCGAUAUCCAGGUAUAUCAAUAUCACCCGGUUCAGUACGUGGUGUAUAAUUCAGCUCUACGCUCAAACGUAGACACUUUUCCCCAUCUACUUCUCCUAUUGGUCAGCCUCCGAGUGACAGGUGGAUUAAACCAAUCACAGUGAAGUAUGAACUCACUGAUGGCUUUAGUUACUCUUUACUUACACCUACUAUAUAACUGCAUUAAUUAUGAUAGGAACAAAUGAUGAUCUUGGCUCUUUAGAUGUUUGGCUCUUGGCUCUUGUGAUGUCAAUGAAGUGGUGUAAAACAAUGUUAGUCCAAGUCAUCUGAUCCCGGCACUGAAGCCAUUAACAAGCCUUAAGACACACAUUCACACUACAUUUUCUAAUAUAUCUGGCCCAAAAAAUGUCUAAUUGUAAUUCUAAUCAUUUGCUCAUGAGUGGUGCCAAUAGGAAACGUAACACAUUGGUUAAUCUUGCAAUGCAGAAACUCGGAUCAAAUCAAACUAUCAAAUUACCAGAACUACUGAUGCUUAUAAUGAACGUGUUUGUGUCCCCUUUAAGAGUCCCCCUUUUUUUGGUGAAUGUUUUGGGUGAUGGAGUAAAAAAUAAGAAAAUUAACAACUCUAACUAAUCUAUGAAUUACUGAUGUUAAAAACGAAAUGUAGAGAUGCUUAAUUAUUACAGUUUAAAUGUUUGAACUGUAUGUGAAGCCCUUUGACUAUAUGGCCUUAAGUAUUAUUAGGCAUACGUUAAAAUGCCUAUAUUUUGGGUGAUGUCUUUGACUUGACAUACUACAUUAUAUUAAACCUAGUAUCAACUGAAAGCCCUUAUUGUGGCUAAGCUUACAGAGAUUAUCUUUUUGUGGUUUUGAUAAUAUAAGUCUAAGGGGAAAGGUUGUGAACAAAGUGGCUGAGAGUAAUGGUUUUACAGUUUUGCAGGUCUCCAUAACUUUUUAUUUUAUUUUAAUAUAUUUUGUAUUUCUAUUUUGGCUGGGUUACUUUCUCUUAUGGUUGGUCAGGACUUCCUGUGCAAUAUGCUUUAUAACUGUAUCAAUAAUAAAGCUGAGACAAUUUGAGUUAACA